Molecule: messenger RNA, 1986 nt
Organism: Polyodon spathula (Mississippi paddlefish)
Lineage: Eukaryota; Metazoa; Chordata; Actinopteri; Acipenseriformes; Polyodontidae
Product: neurofilament light polypeptide-like
Exons: 3
Coding region: 113-1303 (396 amino acids)
Biological process (GO): neurofilament bundle assembly
Cellular component (GO): intermediate filament; cytoplasm; postsynaptic intermediate filament cytoskeleton
Molecular function (GO): structural constituent of postsynaptic intermediate filament cytoskeleton
Source: RefSeq, a predicted model, not a curated record
GCUCUGCAGCAUUUCUGAACUGGUGCAGUGGCAGACAGCAGCUCAAGCAGUAAGGUGUGUAGAAAAAGGGGGACUAAACUUAUAAAAAAAACUACAUAAAAAAGCAGACAUCAUGAGCUACGACCCUUAUAAUGCCCGCAGGCCCUGGGAUGAUUACAGGAGCAUCCGUCCGGCCAAAUCCACAAUCUCCUCCUCCAUGUAUCCCAUGCACCGAUCCUCUCCCUCUGUCAAGAGGUCCACUCGGACCACCUUCCUCUCCUCCAUGCCGGAUUCCUUGGACAGGGUGGAUCUUUCCCAGGUGAGCAACCUCAACACUGAGCUGCUCGGCCUGAGGGCCAAGGAGAAGGAGCAGCUGGUGGACCUCAAUGACCGCUUUGCCACCUACAUUGAGAAGGUCCGCUACCUGGAGCAGCAGAACAAGGUGCUAUUGGUGGAGCUGGAAGCCCUCAGACAGAGGCAGAAGGAUCCUUCCCGACUGCACCUCAUUUAUGAGCAGGAGGUGCGCAGCUUGAGGGCUCUGCUGGAGUCUGAGACCCACGAGAAGAUGACCAUGGAGGCGGAGAGGGACCACCUGCAGGAUGUCUAUGGCCAGAUGAAGGACAAGUAUGAGGAAGAGGUGCGUCUGCGAAUGGAUGCUGAGGACUCCGUGCAGAAGAUACGGGAGGAGGCGGAUAAGGCGGUGCUGGCCAACAGAGAUAUUGAUGGUAGUAUCAGCUCCCUGAUGGAUGAGAUUUCCUUCCUCAGGAAGGUCUUCUCUGAGGAGAACAAUGAGCUUUCAUCGCAGAUCCAAGCUGCCAACAUUACUGUAGACAUGGAGGUGGCCAAGCCUGACCUCUCCCUGGCUCUGAAGGAGAUCCGAUCCCAAUAUGAGAAACUGGCCAACAAAAACAUGCAAGCUGCUGAAGACUGGUACAGUGCCAAGUUUGCCACAGUAACUGAGAUGGCCAGCAAGAACAACGAAGCAGUGAGAUCCAUCAGAGAGGAGACUUCAGAGUAUAGGAGCCUGCUCCUGUCCCGGUCCUCAGAAAUCGAAGCCCUCAAGAAUGUCAUCGAGUCCCUCAGCAAGCAGCUAGAGAAUCUGGAGGAAAAGCAGUCCAGAGAAGUUGAGAAGUAUCAGGAAAGGAUAAAUGAAUUAGAGAAGGAUAUAAAUGAUGCCAAGCAGGAGAUGGCACGCUACCUGAGAGAAUAUCAAAAUCUCCUGAAUGUCAAGAUGGCCUUGGAUAUUGAAAUAGCUGCAUACAGGAAACUUCUGGAAGGUGAAGAGUUCAGGCUGAGCUUUUCCUCUUUGCCCGCACUCACCUAAACAGAAAACCAGCCGAACGAGGCAGCACAGAAGCCAGCCGUGCCCUUGUUAAUUUACUUAGCAAGAGGUCCAUUAUAAACUCCCCCUUCUUCUCCACACACUGUGUAUCUGAUUGUCAAAAACUGAAGGUAGAGGAAAAUCUGGACAAAAACAAAAUAAAAAACUGAAAGAAACCACUGCAUUAACUAGCAAAUUGAUGUAAUCCAACCAGUGCACAGUAUCCUUUUGGUAAUAUUAUGUGUAGUUUUCUUCUUCGUAUGGGUGAAUUAUACAUUGCAAUAAUGUUCUUCAAAACUUCAGCUUCAUAAUUAUACAGUAUAUAAUAAGACUUGGUCCACGUAGGAGUCACACUCCAAAUAUUGAUGUUGAAAGCUAAUUAUUAAUUAUUAUGUCUUGCUAUGUCCCGAUUGCCAAAAUUACCAACAGGAUAUUGUUCCUGGUUUUAUUCAGUAAACAAGUAGUAAAAUAUAUAUUUUGUUGCAUAUAAAACUAUCCUUAGGUACAGCAGUAUUAUUUGCAUUGAUCUUCCUUGAUAUUUCAAUUGUUAUGAGCUUCAAAAACAUUUAAUGCUAAAAAAUAGAUUAAAGAAAUGAGCAUCUUAAUAUAUCUGUAAUCGAUUCUAUUGAUACAUAGAAUGGAUAAUGGUAAUACAGUGUAUCUAUCAAAGCAUACAUUAUAUCUAU